This is a messenger RNA of Paecilomyces variotii, 2100 nucleotides long. Its product is annotated as phenylacetate 2-hydroxylase. NCBI's taxonomy places the organism in Eukaryota, Fungi, Ascomycota, Eurotiomycetes, Eurotiales, Thermoascaceae. The transcript is spliced from 3 exons. The record is from RefSeq and is a predicted model, not a curated record. Bases 188 to 1735 code for a protein of 515 amino acids. Gene Ontology annotation, molecular function: heme binding; oxidoreductase activity, acting on paired donors, with incorporation or reduction of molecular oxygen; iron ion binding.
GCGCUUGCAGCUGCUGCGGGCAUUCCGCGUGCACGACUAUGCAGUAAUACGUUACUCAGUAGUUAGGUAUAUAUAGGCUGAACAUCGCCGGACUUAUAUCGGGUCCUAAAUCAAGCCAGGUCAGAGGAGGGGUGUCUGUCGAAUCUUUUCUCUCUACUACCUACCUUUGGAUGGUUUUCAGGUCGACAUGACGAUCCAAGCAGUCGUUGCGGUUAUCGCCGUGGUAUACUCCCUCAUCAGAUACUUCAACCGAACUGAUAUCCCCAAGAUCAAAAACCUUCCCGAGAUCCCGGGGGUGCCUCUUUUCGGAAACCUGAUUCAAUUAGGCGAGGAGCAUGCGAAGAAGACAGCAGAAUGGGUGAAGCAAUACGGCCCUGUCUUCCAGGUUCGGAUGGGGAAUAAGAGAAUCAUUUUUGCGAAUACUUUCGACUCCGUCAAGUACUUCUGGGUCACUCAUCAGUCUGCAUUGAUCUCUCGCCCGACCCUGCAUACUUUUCACACUGUCGUUUCGAGCUCUCAGGGCUUCACGAUCGGGACGUCACCGUGGGAUGAAUCUUGCAAGCGGAGACGGAAGGCUGCUGCGACGGCGCUGAAUAGACCGGCCGUGCAGUCCUAUAUGCCGAUUAUCGAUCUCGAAUCGAAUGCAAGUAUUAAGGAACUCCUCCAGGAUAGCAAGGAUGGGACGGUUGAUAUUGAUCCGAAUCCAUAUUUCCAGCGGUUCGCGCUGAACACUAGCUUGACGCUGAACUAUGGCAUUCGCAUCGACGGAAACAUUGAGGAUGAGCUGCUGAAGGAAAUCUGUCUGGUUGAGCGCGAAGUAAGCAACUUCCGCAGUACGAGCAACAACUGGCAGGAUUACAUCCCAUUGCUGCGUCUUUGGCCAAGCAUGAGCACAAAAGCGAAAGAGUUCCGUGAGCGAAGAGAUGCGUAUCUCUCGUUGCUUUUGGAUAUGUUGAGAGAUCGCAUUUCCAAGGGUACUGAUAAACCAUGCAUCACGGGAAAUAUCCUCAAAGACCCAGAAGCCAAGCUAAAUGAAGCGGAGGUGAAAUCAAUCUGUCUAACCAUGGUAUCCGCCGGACUCGACACUGUCCCCGGCAACCUCAUCAUGGGCAUCGCCUACCUCUCCAGCGCACACGGCCAAGAGAUCCAGCAACGAGCCUAUAACGAGAUCAUAAAAGUCUACCCUGACGGAGACGCAUGGGAGAGAUGUCUUCUCGAAGAGAAAGUGCCAUACAUCACAGCUCUAGUCAAAGAGGUUCUGCGCUUCUGGACGGUUAUUCCAAUCUGCCUUCCACGUGUCAGUAUCAAAGAUAUUCUUUGGAAGAAUGCUGUUAUUCCUGCAGGAUCUACCUUUUUCAUGAAUGCCUACGCAGCCGAUAACGACGAAACACACUUCAAAUCUCCCUUCUCAUUUAACCCAGACCGCUACCUCGACGUCCCUGACGGCUCUGGAACGCCUCAUUACGCCUACGGUGCCGGAAGCCGUAUGUGCGCUGGCUCGCACCUCGCUAAUCGAGAACUGUACACUGCGUUCCUGCGACUUAUCAGCGCAUUUGAGAUCGUGCCCGCAAAGAACCGCGCGGAUGAUCCGAUCCUUGAUCCGUUGGAGUGUAAUAUGACAAAGACUUCUUUGACGUUGGACCCGAAGCCAUUCAAGGUCGGGUUCAGGGUGCGCGAUCGCGCGAAGUUGGAGGAGUGGAUUAGAAGCAGUGACGAAAGGACGAAGGAGUUGUGAGUUGAUUUGAGGGGAUGAGGUAAAGCGAUCAGCUGGAUGAGAUCUGUCCUUGGUAUAUUAGAUACCGUGUUGUACGAAAUUAGCCUCUGGCAUUUUGCACGUUCUGACCAUUAGCAUGUUUGAUUUAUGUUCCAUUCUGCAUUUCAAUGAAAUCUCAAAUAUCGAAGCAUAGUCCUGAAUCUCCACAAUAGGCUUAGGAGCAGAAAUGGAGAUAUCCAGGAAAUUAAUAUCCAGGCGGUAUUUGGUGCUAUUUAUUAACUCCAUAUUCCUACAAAUAGUAUGCAAUAGAAGAGGACAGGAAGUCUAACUAGUCGGUGAUUGUUAAGUAUUCAGUCUGGCCGUGGCUGAGAAAAUUCCGAUUAUUC